UUAGUCAAAAAAGAGAAAGAUGAGUAAAACCUCCUUUCUCUUGUGGUGCCUUUUGGCCAUAUUCACAUCAUGUUGCUACUCCAUGCCUCUCUCAGUUCAGAAGAGAUGGAUCAUCGACGAUGCAACAGGAAAACGCGUGAAGCUUCACUGCGCUCAUUGGGUGGCUCAUGCCAAGCCAAUGCUUGCUGAGGGUCUUAACAAAAUGCCCUUGAAUGAUAUCGCCGCUAACGUGGCCAAAGCGGGGUUCAACUGUGUUCGUUUGUCUUAUGCCACGUACAUGUUCACUCGCCAUGCUAACCAAACCGUGCGUCACACCUUCUCCACUCUUGACAUUCCUGAGAUGGUGACAGCAAUCGACAAACACAACCCUACCAUCUUGAACAUGACCCAUCUUGAAGCCUAUGAGGCUGUGGUUGAUGCUCUAGGAGCACACGGCGUCAUGGUGCUCAUUGAUAACCACGUUAGUUUGCCAAAGUGGUGCUGUUCCAAGGAAGAUCAGAAUGGAUUCUUCGGUGACAGACAUUUCAACACUGAUGAAUGGAUUCAAGGCUUGGCUUUUAUAGCCCACCACUUCAAGGGUAAACGCAAUGUAUUUGCGAUGGACUUGCGAAACGAGCUUAGGGGUUCACGUCAAAACUUGCCGGAUUGGUACAAGUACGUGACGCAAGGAGCGAAGACAAUUCACGAAAUCAGCCCCGAUUUUCUAGUUGUUAUUUCAGGGAUAAGCUUUGACAACGACCUUAGCUUCUUGAAGAACAAGGCUCUUGGCUUAAACUUCACUAACAAAAUCGUGUAUGAGUCGCAUAUAUAUUCCUUCUCAGGAGACUCAAAAAAGUGGAAUCUGCAGCCAGUGAAUUGGGUGUGCCACUCUGUCCUUCAAACGUUGCACAGCCAAUCAAGCUUUCUUCUGAGUGGUGACAAUCCAGCACCUUUGCUUGUGAGUGAAUUUGGCUACGACAUGACCGGUGCAGAUUCUGCUGAUAACAAAUACCUUGCAUGCGUUGCGGCUUAUUUUGCCUCCGUGGACUUGGAAUGGAGCUUGUGGGCUUUCCAAGGAAGCUAUUACUAUAGACAAGGCAGAGUUGGACCUGGGGAACAUUAUGGUGUCAUGAACGACGAUUGGAAAAGUUAUAGAGACCCACAUUUCUCCCAAAAAUUCCAACUUCUACAAAGGAUGGUUCAAGAUCCAAAUUCAAAGGCCUCAAAGUCCCAUAUAAUGUUCCAUCCAUUGACUGGUUACUGUGUUCAUGUGAAUAAUACUAAUACGCUUGUGAUGGGUAAUUGUAAGACUAAUAGGCUAUGGAAUUUCGAAGGAAAUGGAUCUCCAAUUAGGUUGAUGGACUCUGCGUUGUGUCUAAAGGCAGCUGGUGAAGGGCUUCCUCCAACUCUUUCAGAAGAUUGUCUGUCUCCACAAAGUUCUUGGAAAACUGUUUCAAUGACUGGUCUUCACUUAGCCACCUUGGACAAGAAAGGGGGGCUUUUGUGCUUGGAGAGGGAUUCCAAUACUUCCCAGAUAGUGACCAACAAAUGCAUCUGCAUAGGAGAUGAUGAUUCUUUGUGUUUGGACAAUCCCCAAAGCCAAUGGUUCAAGCUUGUUCCAACCAAUAUGUUUAGUUAGGAAUUAGGAAUUGUGGAGUUUGCUAGCUAGGUAGUAGUUGUGUUAGGGAAUAAUAAUGUUGUUGUCUAUGGCACCAACUUCAUGUUAUGUUAGUAGGAAACUAAUAUGAAUAAAGCUAU
Messenger RNA from Cajanus cajan (pigeon pea), 1737 nucleotides. RefSeq names its product glycosyl hydrolase 5 family protein. NCBI's taxonomy places the organism in Eukaryota, Viridiplantae, Streptophyta, Magnoliopsida, Fabales, Fabaceae. The record is from RefSeq and is a predicted model, not a curated record. Gene Ontology annotation, molecular function: hydrolase activity, hydrolyzing O-glycosyl compounds. Gene Ontology annotation, biological process: polysaccharide catabolic process.